Messenger RNA from Fibroporia radiculosa, 939 nucleotides. RefSeq lists its product as uncharacterized. Gene Ontology annotation, biological process: inner mitochondrial membrane organization; cardiolipin acyl-chain remodeling. Gene Ontology annotation, cellular component: mitochondrial membrane. Gene Ontology annotation, molecular function: 1-acylglycerophosphocholine O-acyltransferase activity. Lineage: Eukaryota; Fungi; Basidiomycota; Agaricomycetes; Polyporales; Fibroporiaceae. The transcript is spliced from 7 exons. The record is from RefSeq and is a predicted model, not a curated record. The coding region runs from base 1 to 939 and encodes 312 amino acids.
AUGAACGGCCUCCUGUCGAGGGCGACCGUGACCGCAGUGGGGCUCCUCUGCAAGACGUUCUUGAACAUCGGGUAUUGUUCUUCCGUAAAUGUCAAUGGCAUCGAGAACCUAUACGAGGCACUUGAGAGCAAUGAGCGGAAUAACGGCCGAGGCGUCAUCACCGUCGCCAACCAUAUUUCUACACUAGACGAUCCCGUUGUUUGGGGUGUUCUUCCAUUUCGCUUCUACCUUGAUUCGCGCAUGAUGCGAUGGACACUUGGAGCGUCCGAUGUAAUGUUCACAAACCCAAAGGGCCAGAUUAUCGAGACGUUCCGAGGUAGAGGUAUAUACCAACCCGCCGUCGACACUGCAAUCGAAAAGCUGAAUCAAGGUGACUGGAUCCACUUGUUCUGCGAGGGUAAGGUGAAUCAGCCUGCCUUCAACCCUCACGAGGAUCCCACACGACUUCUUAGAUUCAAGUGGGGUGUCGGCCGCAUUCUCAUGGAAUCCAAUAAACCUCCGGUAAUCAUACCGAUGUGGCUGACUGGCUUCGACCAAUUGAUGCCAGAACGCCGACAAGCACCGUGGAAAUUCUUCCCGCGACCGCGCGCUGCACUCACCAUAACCUUCGGAGAGCCCAUCAGCAUAGACGAGCUUCGCGAAAGGCUAGAGGGCAUUGUCCGCGAGAGGAAGGAACCUGCAGCUCCUAAGACAACUCGUGGUGGCAUGAUUGCCCCAGAGCGACCGCGGGACGAGCGGACGAGCGCGCUGACCGCUGCUAGUCGCUGGUUGGGUGGGGCGGUUGCGCCAGAGAAGAACGGUCAGUCUGGCCAGUGUAAUCCUGCACUAUACACGGUGGAUCAGGUUGCCAGCAUUCGGAGCGCUGUGACGGCGCUCGUGCAGGAGAAGGUUGAAGAGCUUGGGAGGGAGGUGACGAAACGCCAAAGGUCGAAGUGCUGA